CAGAAGGUGGCUGCAUCUGCCAAGGGGAGAACAACUGGAUCUUGUUCACACUCAGCCAGAGGAAGAUUCCUGGUUAUAGCUGGGCCCAGAGGGUGUGUGUGGUUUACUGCACAGCUGGUGGCUGCAUCUGCAGAGCUGAGAACAACUGGAUCUUCUUCACACUCAACCAGAGGAAGACUCCUGGGGUGAAACGACACCUUCUUCCAGCCUGACACAGAAGGGUGAGAUCUCUGAGACCCUGCUGCUGCCACCAUGAGCUCAGAAGAUCCCAGGAACCGCUCAGAGAGCCAAAGCUUUUUUGAGGAUGUCGUUGAGUUUCUCCAGAAGAGUGUGAGAUGGGAACACCUGAAAUUCCUGCUCGAAGACAAACCCUGGGAGAAUUUUGUGACCCAGGUCAAUUUGUCCAGGGAAGACGGAAAUGUACUCCGUGAACAUGUGAUCAAGCUGCUAACAGACUUGGCUGGGGAGGACCCAGACAGGCUCCAAAAAUACCAGCAGGAAAAGGAGAGGUUUUUGAAGGAGUUUCCUCAGGUAAAACAGAAGCUGAAGGAGAGCAUAAAAAAGCUCCGUGAGCUCGCAGACCAUGUUGACAAGGUGCACAGGGACUGCACCAUCUCCAAUGUGGUAGCCUCCUCCACUGGCAUUGCAUCUGGCACCCUGAGCAUCCUUGGCCUGGUUCUUGCACCCUUUACAGGGGGUCUCAGUCUGGGACUCUCAGCUGCUGGAAUAGGGCUGGGAGCAGCAUCUGCUGUAACAGGUGUGUCCACCAUGGUGGUGGAAAAGGUAAACACGUCAUCAGCAGAAACCCAGGCCAGUCUCCUUGACACAGCCGAAAUAAUAUCCUAUGUAAUUGAUCUCUACCAUGUUAAAGACUUAGGGAUGUAUAUUCAUGCCAUCAGGGUGGCCAAUGACAACCUUGAAUUAGAAGCCACUGAGCUCAGCAGGCUAAUAACCACCAGGCCAGUCUCUGUCCAAAGUUCCCAACAGGUGAGACCUUUCGAAGGCACACCUCUGGCAGCGACUAGAACAGCCCGCAUCGCGAGUGGAGUCACAUCAGGUUUAUUCUUGGCACUGAACGUGUACUCCCUGGUGAAAGAAGUACAGGACUUGCAGGAGGGGGCAAAGACAGCAUCGGCUGAGAACAUGAGGCAGAAAGCCCAGGAGCUGGAGAAGAAGUUGGAGGAGCUCACCUGGGUCUAUGAGAGUCUGCAAUAGGGCCCGACUGGGCCACCCCUAGAGCAGUGCAGGGACCGGGGACAUGUGCAGGGUCACGGGGAGAAACCACUUGUUUUGGACUAAAGAAGACACAGAGGGCAGAAUAAGAGAGAGACAGGGAGACUAGCAGUGAGAGGCCAGGAAUAGGGGAGCUUUGAAAAUGGGAGAAAGCCAUAGAGUUAGGAUUGUAGAGAUCCAGCACAAGUAGCAGGGGCUCCUCUGUAGCCCUCCUCAGGGUUUGAUAUUCCAGCAACAAGGGUUUCCCCCUGGUGACAGUCUCUAGCCCUACUUCGCCAGCAUCAACUCACCUUUGAACUUAGUAGGUAGUGACCUAUUUGUUUCCAUGUUUUAUUAAAGUUAGUUGAUUUACAAUAUUGUAUUAGCUUCAGGUAUAUAGCAAAGUGAUUCAAUUAUACAUGUAUCUAUACACAUAUUUGUUCUUUUUAAAAUUUUUAUAAAUUCUUCAGUUCAGUUCAGUUGCUUAGCCAUGUCCAACUCUUUGCGACCCCAUGGACUGCAACACGCGAGCCCUCCCUGUCCAUCACCAGUUCCCGGAGUUUACCCAAACUCAUGUCCAUUGAGUCAGUGAUGCCAUCCAGCCAUCUCAUCCUCUAUUGUCCCCUUCUCCUUUCACCUUCAAUCUUUCCCAGCAUCUGGGUCGUUUCAAAUGAGUCAGCUCUUCACAUCAGGUGGUCAAAGUAUUGGAGUUUCAGCUUCAGCAUCAGUCCUUCCAAUGAAUAUUCAGGACUGAUCUCCUUUAGGAUGGACUGGUUGGAUCUCCUUGCUAUCCAAGGGCCUCUCAAGAGUCUUCUUCAACAGCACAUUUAAAAAGCAUCAAUUCAGCACUCAGACUUCUUUAUGGUCCAACUCUCACAUCUGUACAUGACUACUGGAAAAAUCAUAGCUUUGACUAUAGGGGACUUUGUUGGCAAAGUGAUGUCUCUGCUUUUUAAUAUGCUGUCUAGGUUGGUCAUAACUUUUCUUCCAAGAAGCAAAUGUCUUUUAAUUUUAUGGCUGCAGUCACCGUCCACAGUGAUUUUGGAGCCCAAGAAAAUGAAGUCUGUCACUGUUUCCAUUUUAUCCCCAUCAAGGAGGGCUGCAUGAUGCCAAAUUUUCUCCCCACUCAUGGAAGAUGGAGGGAUGUGGACACAGCAGAGUGGGCCCCAGAGUCUCUGUGAAGGAAGAAUUCAGGCAGCUUUCUGCCGAGGUGGGACUGUUGCAGAAGUGAGUUGACACUUGAUGCCAGUCGCAGAGGGUCCCUAUUGGCCCCGCCAGACUCAGCUCCCUGUGGCUCCUAGGGACUCGGGCCUUGAGCUCACUUCUUCGGACAAGAGAUAAUUGAUGUUUAUGACUCAUCUCAAGCUAACAGGGAGCAUUUAUGGAAGGAAAGUGUCACGAAUGUUUAACAGUAGGAUUCCUGUGUGCUGUUUCCUGUCUCUCUUGAGCCCUCUCUUCCUUAUCAGUCCAUGGCUGGUGAGAGGAGCAGGCAAGCUGCUCCCAGGAUAGAGAUCAAAGAGAUGGGAUGCUUGCAUAGGAUUUCCUUCAUUAGCUUUUCCAUUUGGUGAAAGGGAUUGUUUAUGACCCUCUUUUGAUAUGGAUCACAUUUUGGCCUUAUAGCCUCUAUUGCUCCUUGCUUCCUUGGUAACUUGUAAUAAAGUCUGAUCUCUUGAUCUUUAUCUGAAGAAGCUACCUUGUAUUACAGUAUAUAUACUCUUAUAGAAUUCAAUAAAGCACACUUUUUCCAUCA
Messenger RNA from Dama dama (fallow deer), 2962 nucleotides. Its product is annotated as apolipoprotein L3-like. The transcript has 5 exons. Gene Ontology annotation, biological process: lipid transport; lipoprotein metabolic process. Lineage: Eukaryota; Metazoa; Chordata; Mammalia; Artiodactyla; Cervidae. Gene Ontology annotation, molecular function: lipid binding. Bases 253 to 1215 code for a protein of 320 amino acids. The record is from RefSeq and is a predicted model, not a curated record. Gene Ontology annotation, cellular component: extracellular region; membrane.